UAGCUGCCUCAUUUUCACCUCAUUAUCAGAACAUCCUCGUUUUGACUUUAGGCCAAUCUUCAGGUUGGUUUGGUUUUGUCAGCACUUUUUAGACAAAAAACUGCAGACGCAUUUUGUAAAUUGUCUAAAAUGAGUUCCAUCGGUACAGGGUAUGAUUUGUCAGCAAAUCAGUUUUCUCCUGAUGGCAGAGUAUUUCAAGUAGAGUAUGCCAUGAAAGCAGUGGAAAAUAGCAGUACAGCAAUUGCAAUACGAUGCAGAGAUGGAGUUAUAUUUGCUGUUGAAAAACUCAUUACCUCAAAACUUCAUGAAUCUGGGACUGGUCAUCGCAUUUUUAAUGUGGAUAAGCAUGUUGGAAUGGCAGUGGCUGGAGUUCUAGCUGAUGCCAGACAGGUUGUCAAAAUUGCUAGAGAAGAGGCAGCAGAUUACAGGGCUGUUUUUGGAUCACCUAUUCCUCUUAAGUAUCUGGUUGAAAGGGUAGCAGGGUAUAUUCAUUUAUAUACACUGUACAGUGCUUAUAGACCAUUUGGUUGUAGUAUUUUACUUAGCUCAUACGAACAUGGUAAACCUGGCUUGUACAUGAUAGAUCCAUCUGGUGUAUUUUAUGGUUACUGGGGUUGUGCCAUUGGAAAGGCAAAACAAAAUGCACAAACUGAGAUUGAAAAAUUGAAGGUUACAGACUAUGACUGCAAAGAAGCUGUAAAUGUUGCUGCAAAGAUCAUUCAUAUCAUCCACGAUGAGGUAAAAGACAAGUCCUUUGAGCUAGAGAUGAGCUGGGUCGGAGAAGCAUCUGGUGGUCAACAUGAGAUUGUCCCUAAAGCCAUGAUCCAGGAAGCUGAAGAUUUGGCAAAGAAGGCGAUGGAAGAAGACUCAGACUCGGACGAAGAGCUAUAGUUCUGAGAUGAUGCAACAAAAGUUGAAAAAAUCACUGUUUUUGCAGAAGAAGCUGUGGGGACACAAUUCGGUGUUCACUGCGAUGUAUUUCUUCAUCCCCAUUUAGUAAAAAAUAUUAUUUGAAGUUUUAUGAAACAUUUCAAAAGCCUUUUAUUCAAAAGCGUCAAAUAUUUAAUAUGUAGAGCGUUUCCUGCAUUACCAUUGAUCUGAUUGC
This is a messenger RNA of Rhopilema esculentum, 1105 nucleotides long. RefSeq names its product proteasome subunit alpha type-3. The record is from RefSeq and is a predicted model, not a curated record. Gene Ontology annotation, cellular component: proteasome core complex; proteasome core complex, alpha-subunit complex. Gene Ontology annotation, biological process: ubiquitin-dependent protein catabolic process. Lineage: Eukaryota; Metazoa; Cnidaria; Scyphozoa; Rhizostomeae; Rhizostomatidae.